Neolamprologus brichardi is the source of this 1008-nucleotide messenger RNA. It is a transcript of the gene lsm1, whose product is annotated as LSM1, U6 small nuclear RNA associated. Gene Ontology annotation, molecular function: mRNA binding. Gene Ontology annotation, cellular component: Lsm1-7-Pat1 complex; P-body. NCBI's taxonomy places the organism in Eukaryota, Metazoa, Chordata, Actinopteri, Cichliformes, Cichlidae. The record is from RefSeq and is a predicted model, not a curated record. Gene Ontology annotation, biological process: deadenylation-dependent decapping of nuclear-transcribed mRNA.
UUUAAUCUUCAAAACCCCCCGAUGCCUGAAGUUAUAUUUAUUUAAAGAUGUAUUUUUUUAAAGGGCCGUUCCUGCGUGUUAGAAAUGUAGUGAAUGGCCAGUACACGAAGGGUUAAAUGCUUACAGGAAGUUCAUCCCUGGCGUGUAUAAAGACGCUUCCUGUGCUAAUUUUGUGAGAAACAUGUAUUGAAACAUUAAUGGCUUGACGGUAUAUACAGAUACAAGACUCAAAUAAGCAGCAGCACAAGAUGAACUACGUACCAGGGACGGCAAGCCUCAUUGACGACAUCGAUAAGAAGCACCUGGUGCUGCUCCGAGAUGGAAGAACAUUGAUUGGUUACCUGAGAAGCAUUGAUCAGUUUGCCAAUUUAGUUUUUCACCAGACAGUUGAGCGCAUUCACGUGGGAAAAAAGUUUGGUGACAUCCCCAGAGGAAUAUUCAUCGUGAGAGGAGAAAAUGUGGUGCUGCUUGGAGAGAUAGACAUGGAUAAGCCCUGUGACACGGUGCUGCAGCAAGUCUCCAUUGAAGAGAUCUUGGAGGAGCAGCGGCUGCAGCAGCAAGCCAAACAGGAGACAGAGAAAGUCAAAAUGCAGGUCCUGAAGGACAGAGGCCUGUCCAUACCCAAAGCUGACAACCUAGAUGAAUACUAACAGCCUAGUUGCCGUGGGCCUCUUUCUCAGUUGGCAUUGGACUGACAAGUUUGAAGUUGAACCUGAGAGCUCAUGGGAGCCUGACUUUUUGUUUUUAAGUGGGGAGAACAUACCAUUAUGAGUCAAUCUACUGUGAUGUACUGUAUUGAUUUAAUUUGAGUUUUGUAAGGGGGGUGUCAAGUCAAAGUUUAAAAAAAAACAACUUUUUUUUUCUCUCUGAACUCAAUAUGUUGACCAUUAAGAAUCAAUAGCACUUUGUAUUCUUUCAUCAUGUGGCGAAUGUUUAAAUAAUGUGGAACUGCUAUUGAGAGGGGGGGGGGAGACUAUGUGCUUUGCCCCAUUAAAGAGUUUAAUUUUU